AUGCCCGGGCACGAUGCUUUUACUCUGACUAUAUUCCUUUCCUCUGUGCUGAAACAGGUAAGGAAGCCUUUGAGAUCUGUGCAUUGCCUUCUUUGUGACUCAUGUGUAGCCAGAUAUGAUCAGCAUUCUCUGUGGAUUGCACAGUGCAUAGGUGUUGGGAACCAUCAUUACUACCUGUUGUUCCUGUUUUUCUUAACUGUGACCAGUGUCUGGCUGCUUUAUCGAAGUCUGCUGUAUUGGUCAAACCACUGCAUAACAAGUUACCAUGCAGAUGGAGCAUGGACGUACUUCACGCAGAUAACGUCUUGUUCUCCAUGGCUGUCCUACAUCUUCAUGCUAGCCUGCUUCCAUGCUGUAUGGGCUUCAUUGUGGCUAACUAUGCAGCUUUACCAGAUUGCAUUCUUGGGACUGACCUCACAUGAGAGAAUGAACCUCCUGAUGGAGAGCAAAUCUUCUAAGCAUCCUAUUUCACUCAGGAGAAAUCCAUACAAUCUUGGAUGCUUCCAGAAUCUUGCAGACUUCUUUCAGUGCAGAUGUUUUGGUAUGGUGAAAGCCAGCGGAGUUGACUGGACCAAGCAAUACAACGGUCAUGUGAUAAAGAAGAAAAAUGUUCAUUGUGUAUGAAUUCUUACUUGAUUUUUUAAAGCUGCUGAGCUGAGCAAGAAAUAAAAUGGGAUGUUUUGUUAAUUUUUAUAUUCUUCCAAAAUCUGCUUGUUUUUAUUAUUUUAUUGUUCUAAAUAUUCAAACUCUCUUGUGGAAGGGACAGCAGAUGUGGAUAUGAAACAAUUACUGUGUCUCUUUAUAUAUAGGAUGAGCUGACACUUCUUGAAAUUUUAUUUGAGAAGAUGACACUAAAUAGACUUUCUAAAAGGGUGGUUUUUAGGGCAGAAUUUGAAAGCUUUGUUAGUACCCUUUGUAUUAUUUUGCAAAUAAUAAAAUUGCAUUUGAAACCUGAA
This is a messenger RNA of Meleagris gallopavo (turkey), 956 nucleotides long. The record is from RefSeq and is a predicted model, not a curated record. NCBI's taxonomy places the organism in Eukaryota, Metazoa, Chordata, Aves, Galliformes, Phasianidae.